CACGCGCUCUGGUGAUCAUGUGAAUGUGAUAUUAUGGAGGUUAAGGGGGUUUUAUUGUGUUUAUGGCUUGUAUUUUUAGGUUUAAUUACUGUAACAUUAGAAAGUUUUCCCAAUUCUACAAACUCUACUCUCAGAACAAGGCGCCAAAGCAGUUUUACCUGUACUCUUCCACCACAAUUAGAGAAUGGAAGGUGGCUAGUAACUGAAGCAGAUGUUAAACCAGGUGAUCAGGUAACCAUUAAUACAAUAAUAAGAGUAGAAUGUCAUGAAAGUUACCAAUUAUUUCCUAAUAUUCCUCUACAUCUUUGUGAUAGCAACUGGGAUGAAACAACUUUUCCAACGUGCCAAAAAAAAUGUCCCCCAUUUUAUUCAACGGCAACUACCACGGUAACAUGUAAAGAUCUACAUAAUGGAGCAGUCCCUUGUGAUAGAGCCAUUGAUGGCACCUAUUUAACUUAUACCUGCAAGGUUUAUUAUGAAAUACCACCAGGAGGUAGAAAUAUUCUUUACUGUGAUGAUGGCGUUUGGGACUUUCCGAAACCUAUUUGUCAACCAAUUUGUGGAAAGAAAGUGAAUAGGGAAACAACUGCACUUGCUUGGGGUGGUAGAGAAGUCAAAAAUUUUGAAUUCCCAUGGGUUAUAGCGCUGUUUGAGACUCUAGGAACAAGUUAUGAAAAUAAAUGUGGAGGAACGUUAAUAAGCCGAAGAGUUGUCGUAACUGCUGCUCACUGUGUUACGGAUACUUAUGGUAAUGCUCUGGAUAAAAACAAAUUUCAAGUUGCUGCUGGAAAACUUUACAAUGCCUUUGGAGAUAAACGAGAUGUAGAUGCACAGUAUAGAAAGAUUUCGAAAGUAAUUGUUCAUGAUGGAUAUAGAGGAGAAAGUCAAAGAUACAUCGCUGAUUUGGCUAUACUCAUUACCCAAGAGCUUUUCAAACUUGAUAUAAUUGUUCAGCCAGCAUGCAUUGAGAAUGUGAAUAAUAUAUAUUUAACUAAUUAUCAAAUCGGAGAGGUAGCGGGUUGGGGCCGUACUGAGGAAGAAAAACCCUCAGAAAUCCUCAAAGCAAUAAGAGUACCAUACAAAGAUGGUGCUACGUGCGCUAAAGAGCUGCCACAAAGCUGGGAAGAACAAUUUAAUUAUUUUGAUAAAAUUUGUGCUGGUCGUCAGAAUGAAAGUACUGCGGUCUGUAAAGGAGACAGUGGGAGCGGACUGGUUUUUAAAAACCGGGAAGAUAAUAGAUACUACCUUCAAGGAAUCGUAAGCAUAGCACCAAAUUUAAAUACGUUUCAGUGUAAUUACCAAACGAACGCUUUAUAUACUAGUGUCCCAUUCUACUACUCCUUUAUAAAGAGAGAAAUGACUAAGAAUCACUUAGAGGACUGCAUACUUCCAGCAUAUCCAAAAAAUGGGAAAUGGUUCCUCGAAGAUGGCGUAGAAAAAAGGCCUGGUGAUGUUGUAUUGUCCAGCACUAUCUUACGAUUUUCAUGUAAUGUGCGGUUUAUAUUGUCCACGGUCUCACCAUAUUAUGACUGUGAAAGUUAUUACAAUCAUCCCACCUGUCUCAGAUUAUGCCCUAAACCAUCUUUACCGACUGGAACACAGAUACUCUGUAAAAACUCCAAAGAUCAAUUUAUAGACUGUACAGUUAUUGCUGAUGGUAGCAGCAUAACGUUUACAUGUCCAAACGGUUUUGUAUCAGACAGAGGAACACCCACCAGUACAAGGUACUGCCGAAAUGGAGUCUAUGGGAAUUCCGCACCUUCUUGUACAGACGUUAAACAAAAUCCUGUGUACAUUUCUACUAUAUUAUACAAAUCCAAAACAAAAAUACAACAGACACCUACGACAGCAACUAGUAGUAGGAUUGCCACACCAAAAUCUGUAAUUACAUCCAGAUUUCAGAUUCCAGAGCCAAUUCCUAGUCAAAUUGAUAACGAUGGAAAAAAACUGAUAUGUGAUUACACCAGAGGGAUGGCAUACAAUGGCUCAUAUACAGAAGAUGUUGAGCCUGGAUUGUGCUCUCAUUUAAUUUACGACAUGAUUGACGUUAGUGAAAACGGAGAGUUGGAUCUCAAGAAAAAAGGAUCAAAUAUCCAUUGUAGCAACAAGUGUGACUUCAAAUGUUUAAAAGUGCUAAUGGUAUCUAGUUUUUUAACAAUAUUUUUUUCGCUUACGACAUGGGGUAUUAUUAGAAUAUCAAACAAUUAUUAUUACAAAGGUUUUUAUAAUGAGAGCAACGAAUCUAAGAAUGAUUCGUCAGUAGGUAACAACUCAUCAUCCUUUGACAAUCUUUAUGUGUCAAGAAUAUAUUGGUUGGCUCAGUCUCCUGCAACACAACUGGAUAGGCUAGACACUCCUGUCCCCCUAAUAAUAAUCCAUCACACCGCCACAGAAUCGUGUCUAUCUUCAGCAGAGUGCAAGCUUCAGACUCGUCUUAUUCAAUCGUUCCACAUAGAAAACCGUUAUUGGAGUGACAUCGCUUACAAUUUUUUAAUUGGUGGUGAUGGUAAAAUUUACGAAGGACGAGGAUGGAUUUCUGAAGGAGCGCAUACGUAUAAUUAUAAUAAAAAGAGUUUGGGUAUAGCCUUUAUUGGAACAUUUACCAAUUCUGUUCCUCGCAAAGAACAGAUUAAUGCUUUAGGGGUUUUAAUAGAGAAAGGUGUUCAGCUUGGAUAUGUAGCCACAGACUAUAAGAUUUUUGGGGCACGUCAGCUUUCUCCUACUGAGAGUCCUGGGAAAUCGUUUUAUGAACUUAUAAAGACAUGGAGUCAUUGGUCGGAGAAAGUAGUGUAACGAUUUACCAGUUGAAAGUUUUUAUAACUAUGGAUUUAAUGUAGUUUGUUUUUCAUAAGAAUGUCCCACAUUGGGAAAUAGACUUUUUAUUUUAUAUAUACUUAUGCUUCUCUGUUUAUCUUUAGUGUAAGGGGUUGUAAUACCAUCAAAAGUAAUGAUUUCUAUGCAUUUAUAUGUUAUACAAAUAAAAAGUUACAAAAUUA
Diabrotica virgifera virgifera (western corn rootworm) is the source of this 2996-nucleotide messenger RNA. RefSeq lists its product as uncharacterized. NCBI's taxonomy places the organism in Eukaryota, Metazoa, Arthropoda, Insecta, Coleoptera, Chrysomelidae. Gene Ontology annotation, biological process: proteolysis; peptidoglycan catabolic process. Gene Ontology annotation, molecular function: N-acetylmuramoyl-L-alanine amidase activity; zinc ion binding; serine-type endopeptidase activity. The record is from RefSeq and is a predicted model, not a curated record. Bases 34 to 2793 code for a protein of 919 amino acids. The transcript has 13 exons.